This is a messenger RNA of Aspergillus campestris IBT 28561, 1035 nucleotides long. RefSeq lists its product as uncharacterized. The record is from RefSeq and is a predicted model, not a curated record. NCBI's taxonomy places the organism in Eukaryota, Fungi, Ascomycota, Eurotiomycetes, Eurotiales, Aspergillaceae. The transcript is spliced from 4 exons. The coding region runs from base 1 to 1035 and encodes 344 amino acids.
AUGGAACUGCCGCCGCCACCCCCAGGUCUUGACAUCUACGAGGAUCGAUCGGGCAAGGUCAUUGCUUCCGUGCUUGCUCCGGCAAUUCUCGCCGUCAUCGCGGUAGGAUUGCGGGUUUGGGCAAGAUAUAUUUCUAAAGCUGAGUUCAGAUGGGAUGACUAUCUAAUUAUACUAGCAUUGGUUGUGGCGAAGCUAGGUGGAAUGGGCAAGCAUAUAUGGCACCCCGAUAUCAACAUGGAAGUGAUGUACCAGCUUGUCUUUGCUAUGGAAUUUAUCUAUAGCUGCACGAUCCCCGCAAUCAAGAUGUCGGUGAUUAUGUUCUAUCACCGGAUCUUUGCGAUCUCCCACUUCAGAUACAUCUUGUACAUGUGUUCCUUCCUUGCGAUUGGCUGGUUUGUUGGUGUGAUGGUUGUAAAUCUGGUCCAGUGCAAACCAACCCAGUAUCUCUGGAAGCAAUUCGCCGAACCACCUGGCAAAGGGGAAUGUAUCGACGUUCAAGCAUACUUCAUGGGGAAUGGCAUUGCCGAAGCUGUCACCGAUUUCAUCAUCCUAGGUGCCCCGUUCUACGAGGUCUAUAAACUCCAAAUGCCAACUCCUCAAAAACUAGCCGUCAUGUGCAUCUUCGGUCUUGGAGCCUUCACCUGUGUUGCAGGUGCCCUUCGGUGUUAUGCAGUCAAAAUCAUGAAUGAGUCCGAGGAUGUUCCUUGGAACUUUGGCCGCGGAUUUAUCUGGAGCUCAAUUGAGCCUUCACUUGGGAUUGUGUCCGCAUGCCUGCCGACCCUCCGACCUAUUGUCCGGUAUCUCUUCCCAUCCGGGUUCGGUUCCAGCAAGAAAACAAGCGACUUCUACCGCUUGCAAGAAGGCGGGACCUUCGUGUCUGGCACUGGCAACGUUGCCCUGACGAAUGACAUUCGUCGAGGUAAUAGAGACUCGUCCCCCGAUCCUGGACUCCAUGACGACCCUGAUCAUUUUAUCACGGUCCAACGGGAGUUUAUGUGGUCCUCCAAGUCCGCUACGAACAACUCCACUCCCUGA